Sabethes cyaneus is the source of this 5586-nucleotide messenger RNA. RefSeq lists its product as uncharacterized. The coding region runs from base 1 to 5586 and encodes 1861 amino acids. The transcript has 2 exons. The record is from RefSeq and is a predicted model, not a curated record. Lineage: Eukaryota; Metazoa; Arthropoda; Insecta; Diptera; Culicidae. Gene Ontology annotation, molecular function: nucleic acid binding.
AUGUCCGGUCGCGGUCCGAAGUCAAACGGCAAAGCUAGUAAGAGUGGUCGGUCGGAAGCCAAUGAUAAGUUGGUUGAUAACGGUGUCAAUUCUGGUGAUAAAAGUGGUGCUGUGGCUAUGCGGGAUGAACCGGAAGAAAUUAUCGAAGGGCAAUCAUGCAAGAGCUGCAGAAGUCCAGAUACGGAGAAUAUGGUGCAAUGCGAUACGUGUGACGGAUGGCAUCACUACGACUGCGUUGGAGUUACCGAUGAAGUUGCGAACGAGAGCUGGAGUUGUACCAACUGCAAAACAGCAAAAUGGAUCCAGCAAACAAAGUCAACAUCAAACGAUAACUCAACGGCGCAUGUUGUCGGCAGGAAUCAGCACGUUCGCAAUCGUGCUUCCUCGGUAAAGGAGGGCACCGCAACUCAACACCUAUCAACAAAAGAGAGAAUCGAAUCUGCUCAUUCAGACCCGGUAGCAGUAUCCGAUUCAAAGCGGCAGACGCGGCGGAAUUUUCAGAAAGAGCAGCUUCUCGUACCGCAAGUAGAGGGCGUACCAGCCAUCGAGCUGGAGAAGGCGCAAUCAGAGAUCUCGUGUACCUCAUCUAAAAGGUCAGCGCGAGCCCGUGCUAAGUUGCAGUUGCAAAAACUACAGGAAGAGCAGGACUUUGAAAAGCAGCAAGCGGAGCGUCGACGUGUGGCAGAGCAACAAGAGGCGGAGAAGCAUAAACAAUUUUUAAAUAAAAAGUAUACGAUCCUGGAAGAACUGGCUAGUACCAAAGGAUCGAGUCGCUGUUCCAAUGGCAGUUUCUCUAAAAGUCGCGUAGAGGAUUGGGUGUCCGCGGGGCAUGCCCAAAUAAAUCCUGCCCAGGAGAUGCAACCUGAACAAUCUCAAAUACAACGAGAGCCAGUGCAACAGCAGAAUCGCAUACGCUUCCAACCCGGGAAACCUCGUCAACGUGAAGAAAUGUGUACCCCACUCCCUCCGUUAAAUUCGGAAAUAGGUUGUCGGUCGACCGAGGAGUGUUCACGAUGCUUUAAUCCCACCAUACAACCACAGUCCACACAAAUUCAGCCGAACCGGGCACAAAUGCCCCCCAUGAAUUCAACGGCCCUGGGUAAUCGACCCAGUAACACAGUAGGCCACGUCAAUAGUACGAUGGACGAAGAUGCUCUGUUACACCAUCUAAGCAUUACCGAUGAACAGCGGGAGGGGCAAGAUCCGUUCCAGCUUUCUCGCUCCCAAAUUGCCGCAAGGCAAGCAGUCUCAAGAGACUUACCCACGUUCUCCGGAAACCCGGAAGACUGGCCCAUCUUCUUAUCCAUGCUAAAUAGCACGACUGCUAUGUGUGGAUUUACAGAAGAGGAAAACAUUGUGCGACUACAAAAGAGCCUGAAAGGGAAAGCAUAUGAAGCCGUCAAGUGCAGGUUAAUGCAUCCCGGGAAUUUCAACGGAAUAGUCGACACACUAAAAAUGUUGUAUGGUCAGCCGGAAAUCAUCGUACAUUCGUUGAUUGAAAAAAUCAGUUGUCUGCCUGCUGUUCGUGAGGAGAAACUCGAGACUCUAGUCGAUUUUGCAGUAAAUGUACAGAACUUUUGUGCUACGGUCGAGUCGUGCGGCCUUGAGGAAUAUAUGUUCAACGUGAGCCUACUGCAUCAGCUCGUCGGCAAAUUAUCAUCGAAUAUAAGACUUAGCUGGGCCCAAUACCGGAGAACACAAUCGAAGGUCAAUUUAGCAACAUUCAGUGCAUGGUUAUACUCCCUUGCGGAAGCCGCGAGUUCCGUUACGUUUCCUUACCAAACGACACCAACACGAACUGAGGUUCGUAAAACCACCAAAAAAGAAACAUACCUCAACGCGCAUUCCGAAGCGAAUUCAGAAUAUGAAACUGAUCGAAGCGACAGUCUCAAACUACCAGAAGCUACCUUCUCAGCAAAUGAAAGAUGUCCCGUUUGCAAAGGAAUCUGCAAAUCAGUUGCCACAUGUGAGCGGUUUCAGGAGCUCUCCAGAGAUUCCAAGUGGGCCGUAGUUCGAGAGUUUGUACUAUGUCGAACUUGUCUCCGCAAACACAAGGGUAGUUGCAAGGCGAAGCCCUGCGGCAAAGACGGUUGCUCAUUCCGGCACCACGAGCUGUUACACAAUGAUGCGACGGAACAGCUGAAAGGCACUGCAGAUAAAACCGAACACGAGCAAUCUCCGCAGCCCAGUACUAGCAAGUCCGGCUGCAAUACUCAUCAAACAACCGCCAGUUCAGUACUGUUCCGUUACCUUCCAGUGGUGCUGUACGGAGACAAACGAGCAGUGCACACAUACGCCUUCCUGGACGAUGGAUCGGCACUUACACUGCUAGACCAGGAGCCUGCCAAUGAGCUGCAGCUAGACGGGACCGUUAGCCCUCUGUGUCUUCGGUGGACUGCAGGAACCGAGCGGCAUGAAGCCGAAUCUCGCAUCUGUAAUCUCCAAAUUGCUGGUGUCACUGAUAAAGACAGGAAGUUCCUCAUGAAUGGCGUCAGAACGGUGAAAGAGCUGUUGCUGCCACAGCAAACAUUGAACAUGGUUGAAUUGUCGCAGUUGUAUCCUCACCUUCGGGGUCUGCCGAUCGAUUCAUAUAGUAACGCUCGGCCGCGGAUUCUCAUAGGAAUGAAGCACGCCAAGCUCAGUCUUGGCUUGAAGAACCGUGAAGGCGAGAGCGGUCACCCAAUUGCCAUAAAAACUCGACUCGGUUGGACGGUAUGCGGAGGAUGGGGCUCUGAAACCAAUACGAGUCUACACCACUACACAUUCCACAUUUGUCCUUGUGAUACGAAGACCGAUGACGAGCUACACCAAUCCAUGAAGGAAUACUUCGCACUAGAUAGCCUCGGAGUGGCCAAAUCUGAGAAGCCGCUUUUGUCCGUGGAAGAUGAGCGGGCACUAUCAAUGCUUCAAGCGUUGACCCGCUAUAAACGUGGCCGAUAUGAGACCGGUUUACUGUGGCGGUACGAUGACACCCGACUACCCGACAGUCGUGCAAUGGCGUUGCGGCGAUUUCAGUGCCUGAAGAAGCGAAUGGAGAAGGAUCCGGAAAUGGCAAGAACACUGCAAGCGAAGAUCAGUGACUACGUGGAGAAAGGCUACAUUCGAAAGCUCACCACUGAAGAGGUCAACCAGAAAACGCAAAGACGCUGGUACUUGCCGAUCUUUCCAGUUACCAACCCAAACAAGCCUGGGAAAGUGCGGAUUGUGUGGGAUGCUGCGGCAAUCGCCUACGGAACAUCCCUGAACUCAGCGUUGCUGAAAGGACCAGACCUAUUACGCUCACUCCUUGCGAUUUUACUUCAGUUCCGAGAGCGGCGCAUCGGACUGUCCGGUGAUAUACGUGAAAUGUUUCACCAGGUGCUAAUCCGACCCGAAGAUCAACCGUGCCAGUGUUUCUUCUGGAUGAACGAGAACGGAGAGAUGGCGGUGUACGUGAUGCGAGUGAUGACAUUCGGGGCAUGCUGCUCUCCAAGCACUGCUCAGUUCGUGAAAAACACGAAUGCUGAAAGUUUUGCGGACAAGUACCCCGCUGCUUGCGAAGCUAUCAUCAAAUCCCACUAUGUCGAUGAUAUGCUAGUUAGCGUGGAUACCGAAGAACAAGCCAUCGUGUUGGCAAAGGACGUUAGGUACGUCCAUGAGCAGGGCGGCUUCGAAAUCAGAAACUGGGUAAGCAACUCGAAGAAGGUGCUCACCGCGCUGCAGGAAAUCGACACCGAAGAGAAGUGUCUCGACCUGUCUCCAGAGCUGGCCACAGAGAAGGUAUUAGGUAUGUGGUGGAACACUACCGACGAUGUCUUUACAUAUAAGGUGGGUUGGAACCGCUACGAUGCGCCUCUGCUGGAAGGUCAACGACGCCCCACAAAGCGAGAGGUGCUGCGUGUCCUAAUGACCAUCUUCGACCCGCUUGGUUUGGUCUCCCACUUUCUUUCGUUCCUGAAGAUUCUCCUCCAAGAAAUCUGGCGAUCCGGCGUGCAGUGGGACGAAGAAAUCGACGACAACGCGUACACAAAGUGGCAACUAUGGUUGCAAGUUCUACCCCGGCUUGAACAUGUUCGCGUUCCUCGGUGCUACAACUCCGGAUAUCCCCCAGAGAAGGCCGACGAUGUACAGCUACACACGAUGGUCGACGCCAGCGAGAACGGUAUGGCCGCCGCCUGCUAUCUACGAUUCAGCAAUUGCGGAACCAUAAUUUGCUCCAUCGUCGCUGCUAAAUCGAGAGUCGCACCACUAAAAUUUACGUCGAUCCCUAGAAUGGAACUAGCUGCUGCAGUCCUUGGGGCCCGCUUAGCGCGCACCGUGGAAGAAACACUGUCUUUCCGAAUCUACAGAAAAGUAUACUGGUCCGAUUCCAGAGAUGUUCUUUGCUGGAUCAAUUCUGACCAUCGUCGCUACAGUCCAUACGUGGGCCAUCGGAUUAGUGAGAUCAUCGAAAUAUCAGAACCGCGCGAAUGGAGGUGGGUGCCGAGCAAGUUAAACUGCGCCGACGAUGCCACUAAGUGGAGUAGUUUACCAGACAUGUCUUCCGAUCAUCGCUGGUUUAAAGGAGCCGACUUUCUCUGGCGCGCGGAAGAAAAUUGGCCACCAAUACCAACCAUGAGUGGAUCAACUGAUAUCGAACUGCGCCCUUCGUUUCUGGCUGUUCAUACACUGUCAGAGCCUGUCAUCGAUGUCAGCAAUUAUUCAAACUGGCAGAGACUCGUUAAAAUUACUGCCCUUCUUCAUCGCUUCGUUUACAACUGCCGCCUUAAACAUGCCAAGAUAUUGAUUCGCACGGGACCACUUACAGCAAGUGAACUGCUCAUCGCCGAGCGCUCGCUUAUACGGCUCGGUCAACGGGAAAUGUACCCUGACGAGAUCGCUGCCCUCCAGAAAAUUCAAAAUUCGGACUCAAGCACAAACACCGUUUUGAAAACAAGCCCACUCUACCAACUAACACCAUGGUUAGACGAAUACGGAGUUAUGCGCAUGCGGACGCGUAUUGCUGCCUGUCAGUACGCCACUAAUGACGCAAAGCAGCCGGUUAUUCUACACCAAAAACAUCACACCACCACUCUACUAAUAGCACACUACCACCUCAAAUACCAUCACCAAAACCAUGAAACCGUCAUAAACGAAAUACGGCAGAAGUACCACAUCGCUCAUCUCCGCGCCCGUUACCAGCAAGUCAGGAAGGCCUGCCAACGGUGCAAGAACCAGCACGUUUCGCCUAGUCCACCGUUCAUGGCCGAUCUUCCACCAGCUCGCCUUGCUGCCUUCUCACGACCGUUCACUCAUACGGGGAUGGACUACUUCGGGCCGAUCGAGGUCGUCGUGGGGCGAAGAAUCGAAAAGCGUUGGGGAAUGUUAGCCACCUGCCUGACGGUGCGAGCAAUCCACAUCGAGGUUGUGUAUUCGCUAAGCACAAGCUCAUGCAUAAUGGCGAUUCGCAAUUUCAUUAACCGCCGCGGCACCCCGCAAAGAAUAUACAGUGACCGUGGCACAAACUUCGUGGGUGCAAAUCGAGAGCUGAGGCAGCUCAACGACGCACUCAAUCAACAGGAGCUGAUGAAAGAGUUUGCUAGGAAUGCGACUCAUCCGCACCGUUAA